UCCGGUGUCACCCGUGCUGUCUUGACGUGGGACGGAGGCGCAUGUCGCAGCGAGAGUGACCAGGAAUAUCUGCUCGUCUUGGGAAUACUAAAACACCGAAAACCUCGCGGAUUUUUCUGGAUACGUCAUGCAGAAAUCCUGAAAUGAUUGUGUGAGAUGGUAUCACUUCCGACAGUGAGGAGAACUACCGCCGCCUCAUUGAUGAAUACGACCGGAACGGGUCUCAGGAAUAGCUGCUGCUGCAUUCAUAAACACUUCUUUAGGACUCACAACAACCCCUGAGGCUUUGAAUCUUUCUGAUUUAGGGGUCACAGCACGACACGUAUCCCCCCUCCAACACCACCUACACCUCCCCUGGCGUGCACGUGGGGGUUGACUAUGGCCGAAAGAGGUAACGUGAAUGUGGAGCAUGUGGACGGAGUUGUCAGGCUCCGCCAGGAGCACGAGAAGGUGGUGAAAGACUGUGAAAGUCGGAUUCAGCACUGGAAGAAGGUGUCAGGAGACUAUGAAGCCCUGAACGACCGCCUCGAGACGCUGCCAGAGCAGCUGUCUUAUGACAUCAUGGUGCCGUUCGGCCCUCUGGCCUUCAUGCCCGGUAAGCUGGUGCACACCAACGAGGUCACGGCGCUGCUCGGUGACAACUGGUUCGCCAAGUGCUCCGCCAAGCAGGCGCAGAAGAUUGUCAGCCACAGGAUGAAAUAUGUGAAGAAGGAACUGGAUGAUCUGUCAAAGACGAUGAAGAACUUUGAAGCCAGAGUUAGCCUGGCGAAGAACCUGGAGAGCAUGUCGGCCGGCAAAGGAGAUUAUGUUGACAUAAGAGAAGAUGCCGGAAACAGUGACGCUGCUCUCACCAAAGGAAAGCAAAGAAUAGCACACAAACCAAAUUCUAAGCCCAAGUUGGAUGCCGUGCUGGAUUUAAAAGACGAGGAGGAGGAGGAGAAUGAUGAAGGGCGCAGGAGAAGCGUCUUGACCGAGGAGGAGUUGUGGGCUCGAUUGGAUGAACUGGAGAAACUGGAGGAGCUGCAGGACGAGCAGGACCGGUUAUCUGACAACGCAGAGAUGAACGGUGAAGACACGUCAUCCUCUUCUGAGGAGGAGGAGGAGAAAGAGAAGGAGGGCCAGACCGAGCCUCGGGUCAACGGACUGAGUCUGAAGCCCAGCUGGAGCUCAGCGCCGCACGGUAACACGCCGCCGAGCGUCGACAGGAACGAGGAUGAAGACGACGAUGACGAGGAGGAGGAAGGCGACUGUUUGCCGACCAUCUUUUUCUCUCACACAGUCGAACCCAAGAAGGUGAGAAUAAACACUGGAAAAAACACAAUGCUGAAGUUCAGCGAAAGGAAAGAACAGAAGGAACACUCGAAGAGGAAAAAGAAAAACGGACACUCGCAUCACGAACUCCACAAAAUCACAACACCCGCCGACAUUUACAGGCUGUUUGUGGAUGUGAAGAACGGCGAGCCCAUCCCGAGGAAAUCCAUCCUGAAGUCGCGCAGCCGAGAGAACAGCGUGUGCAGCGACACGAGCGAGAGCAGCGCCGCCGACUUCGACGAGCGGCGGAUGAUCGGACGCAGCUUCAGCCACGACGAGGCGACGCACAGCGACACCAGCGACGGCAUCACAGAGGAAGACAGUCCCACGGCGGUCCCACUGCACCCCAGCAGCAGAUUUGAGGCUUUCUCAGGCACGGUGGUAGAAAAGGACCCGAUGCCUUUAGUGGUUCCACAUCUGACCAUCGCUCCGCCGGCCCUGCCGACCAUCCUGGAGAGGAAACAGGAGGAGGUGGCGCCCGACGCCCCUCCAACCCAGGAGCCCCCGAAAAGGGUGUCGAAGUUUAAAGCUGCCAGGUUGCAGCAGAAGUGACUGAUUUUUUUUUUUUCACAGUAACUUGUUGUUUUGUUUUUUUCAACAAAAAAAAAGCCUUUGUUUCUUUUCUACGCCUGCUGAACGGGACACGCAGCAGAACUUCCUUCCUCUCCUGGUUUCUUUCACUUUUCAACCGUUCAGGGUUUGUGUUGUUGAGUCGGACUGUCCGAUGAGAAGAAGCACAGCAGCGAUGUUAACGAAUAACGACUGUAAGUUUUUAACACUGAUAAACGCUCAUCUGCUCCUAACAAUAUGAACCGCGCUUGACUACUUUCCCGUCUUCUUCUCCCGGGCCUGUUCGACCCGAUCGCUGUCCGUCUCUUGUCGGCUCCUCUGUUGAUUCGUGCUUCUUGCUGUUGGAGCUUCUGGGCUUCGCCACUUGUGAUGAGUUGCCUUGUUUUGUUUCUACUGAUCAUUAAACACAAUCAGGUGCCCGUUAGUGCUCGUUGAACCUUCCCUCGACCUGCCUAAUGAAUGUAUGUAUUCCUUCGUCACGAGCUUUAUGUAAAGACAAAAAAAGAAUAUUGAUGGAAACUAAAAGGAAAAUAAAAGAUUUUGGCUAAAA
Acanthopagrus latus (yellowfin seabream) is the source of this 2431-nucleotide messenger RNA. RefSeq names its product URI1 prefoldin like chaperone (gene uri1). The coding region runs from base 379 to 1863 and encodes 494 amino acids. The record is from RefSeq and is a predicted model, not a curated record. Gene Ontology annotation, molecular function: chromatin binding; transcription corepressor activity; phosphatase inhibitor activity. Lineage: Eukaryota; Metazoa; Chordata; Actinopteri; Spariformes; Sparidae. Gene Ontology annotation, biological process: negative regulation of transcription by RNA polymerase II; negative regulation of phosphatase activity. The transcript has 11 exons.